Messenger RNA from Myxocyprinus asiaticus (Chinese sucker), 2306 nucleotides. RefSeq names its product tRNA methyltransferase 10B (gene trmt10b). Gene Ontology annotation, cellular component: nucleoplasm; nucleus. Lineage: Eukaryota; Metazoa; Chordata; Actinopteri; Cypriniformes; Catostomidae. The record is from RefSeq and is a predicted model, not a curated record. Gene Ontology annotation, molecular function: tRNA binding. The transcript has 8 exons. Bases 453 to 1397 code for a protein of 314 amino acids. Gene Ontology annotation, biological process: tRNA N1-guanine methylation.
GAAUACGAAGCAGUCACGUGGUUGUGUGCGGAAACGAAGCUUCGGACGUCACAGAUCACAUGGUUAAGGCAAAACCAAUCAACCUCCCGUAAAGUGCUUCACCGUGAGAUGUUUUCUUUUUAUACGAGCUUCGAAGCCUCGGUGCCGGUGGCGAACGUCACACCAUUAGUGAUUACUUAAGAGACACCAACGAGUUCUCUUCUUACGAUUACUAUUACUUUUAUCUAUUUAUAUAAGUUAUUCGUUGCUUAUGUGCCUGGCACCACAUCGUAAGAAUACUAUCAUUUUCCAUGUAAGCGGUGCUUGAUUCAUUUUCUCGUUUAGUCAUUUUCUCAUGUAUCUUGCUGGCGAUGAUAACAUGCGCCCAUAAAACGGCGAACAUAAAGGAUUUUAGUUUGUCUGGAUCUCACUGUGAGGAAAUAUUGGUUCAUCUCACAUUAUAAAUAAACCAAAUGGAAGGAGAAACACACCACGAAAGCUGUUACCAUGAAGAUGAGCGGAUGAAACCAAAUGACGUGACGAUCACGGAUUUAUUGGACUUUCUGCACAUCGAUGUGGAGCUCGACUCCGUGUGUGCUGACAGACAGGAAACCACGUGUUCUAAAAAUGUCAUGCGGAAGCAACGCAACUGGGAAAGAAGGCUGGAGGCGAAGAAAAGCAAACGAAAAGAGGAGAAACAGAGAAAGAAGUUUAACUGCCGAAAUAAAGAUACUUCUGGGCCCAAGCUCAGUAAACGCGUCAUUAAAGCGAUUACUAAAGAGAGACUAGAAGAGGCCAGAGGUGCAGGACCACGCCUGUGUGUGGAUCUGAGCAUGACUGACUGCAUGUCACACAAAGAAAUCAGCCGUCUCGCAGGUCAGAUCAGGCGCCUCUAUGGAUCCAAUAAGAAAUCCAUACGGCCAUUCCACCUUUUCCUGACGGAGUUAAAGGAGGACAGUCUGCUGUAUAAAGAAUGCGUUAGGAUGAAUGACGGCUUCCUGAAUUAUUCGAUUGAUGUGACUGAAGAGAGCUGGUUCAAUCUGUUUCCCUCUGAAGAUUUGAUGUAUUUAACCCCAGAUGCAAGUGAAGCUUUAGAACAUGUGGAGGAAGAUAAAGUUUAUAUCCUUGGAGGUUUAGUGGAUGAAAGCAUACAAAAGAAAAUGAGCUACACAAGGGCGAAAGAGCUUGGCGUCCGCAUGGCGAGACUGCCUAUUGACGAAUACAUGGUGAAGAGAUCCAACCCCAAAAACUUCCACUCCAAAAUCUUAGCCAUCAACCAAGUGCUUGAAAUCUUGCUGAUUUUUUGUGACACCAAAGAUUGGACUAAAGCACUUGCCGCUGGUAUUCCACCUGGAAAGGGUUACAUGGUGGCGUCUGAAGCGUCUCCAAACAGGAUCAACUCUCCGGAGGAGCUGUAAGCCAGAGCAGACUGGCUUUGGGUUCACUGAAUUUAUGGGGCCUUGACCGAUAUUAAAUGACAGUGUAAUCUAUAUUAGACAAGUUUAUGCUUCACCAAGUUGCCUGUUUGUUGGGCUAAUUGUAGAUAAUAUUCAAAAUACUUUCCCUGCAUCUUUUGUGUACCAUUUUUGCUCUGUUUUUAAUUGCUCCAAUUCAGUUGUCUCUGAAAUUUGUUUCUAAACAAACAAUCACAAAACUGUGCCGAUGUGUAAUAGCAUUAAAUAAAGCGACUGGACCAUAACACUGUUAUUCUGUUAUUGUUGUCACACCUGAUGCAACAGGUAAAUCUAAGAGUUGCCUGGAGAUGGGCCUCAAUUAUUUGAAUGAACAUUUGAUAAUGAAUGUAGUUAUGUUAUUUUAAACAUAUUUUUUGUUGAAGUUAUUGAAAAGUCUAGCUUUUUUUUAUGUGUAGGUUUUUUGGUUUGUUAAAUACAGCUGUUCUACUGUAUGGCAAAGCCAAUUAGCAUCCAGUGCCAGAGGACAUCUUGAGCAUAAGAUGUGAUUAAAGGUUCAAAAGCCCCAGAAAAUAAUGUUGUUGGUAUUUUCAAUGAGAAACUAUCAAUUUAAGAUGUUUUUUUUUUUAACUGAUGGAAAAUUUCAGUUUAACUAAACCAUAUUUCAAUUAAAGUAAUAUUUACACAGAGUUAUUUUAAUAUAGUAUUUGCUUAACGUGUAUAUUAUACUAUAAUGAAUUCUACAUUAAGAAAAUAAAUUAAAUUACGUAUCCAUCACUAUUCGGUUGAACAACAGAGUUACCUAGCGGCUGCAAUAUGUAACUGCAAAGUUAUUUCCCAUCCCGGAACCAUAAGCACAAGCGUGUUGUAGAUCGGACUUAAACACCAGUGCUCUGUCUUAUGUCUUUUAAACAU